AUGUCGUCCAAACUAAUGACCUGCAAUAGAGAAGGACGUGUAUUCAAUGACCAACCAAAAUUAUUAGACUCAAAUUUACGUUCAAAUUCCAAAGAAAAUACAAGUAUAAUCAACCAAAUGAACGACUGUUACCCAGCAAAUCAGCCGGUGUUAACAGAACACAAUUUAUUCAAUUCUACUAACGACUUAAGAAGAUUCAGUUAUGAAUCUUAUGAAAGACCGAAAUCAAGAUCAAGUGAGUUCGAUAGAAAUUAUCAAGAACCUGUAGCAAUUAUUUCAUCCACAACAGCACUAGGAACUAGAAAAAGAAGAUCAUCUACCGUUAAAGAUGCUUUAUCUUCAGUCCUUAAUUCUCCACCAUCUCCUAGAAGGCAUAAUUCCAAUCCAAAUGAUUUACCACUGCAACAACAAAGCAUAUAUCCAUUACAAUUUCAAGACCAAAAUGGAUUAAAUUACACUUACACGCCAAAUUAUGGCCAUUUACCAUUGAAUCCUCAUUCAAUAAUACCUUCCUCGUAUCAACCAUCUGGAAAUGUUCCCUUAAUGAUUGUCGAUCCUUCACUAAGGAGACAUAGUAUAUCUGAAUCUCAUAAUUAUACACUGCCUUCCAUCCUUCUAUCACCUAGUUCAGGUGUACCGAAUCUUCCUAAUAAUGAUUCAUCGGCAAGAGUAUAUGGCCCUCAAUAUCAUAGUAAUUAUUCAACUAGUAAAAGCUAUAUUUCUAAUUCUAAUUUAAGUUCAAAUUCAACAACUACCAUAAAGGGUAAUUCAACUUCUCAUCAUUUCAUUAAUCCGGAACAUUUCCAUAGACAUUCUGUGCCGAAAGCAAUUAGUAGUAAUAAUAAUACUAACACCAAUGGCAUUCGUCCACACUUUAGCUCAUUUUCAGGAGCAUUAACUACUAGUUAUCAAUCACAACGAUCAAUAACUCCAAUACCAUUUAGUACUACAACCAACGCAACUUAUCUCGCUAAAGAAUUCCUAAAUAGAUAUUUAAAAGAUAGAGGUUUCCUUACACCAAAAGUAUUAUACCAGGGAAAUUCCAUCGAAAUAUCGCUCGCUUCAAGCGGUGAAGCGGUGUUUUUACCAACAAAUAUUCAUCAUCACAGACAUUCGACCAUUACAUCUGAAAGAAAUGAUGGAGGCCGUAAUAACCGUGAUGUACAUGUGGAUGAACAUAAUCCAUAUGACGAAGAUGAAUUCACUAAUUUUAAUGGAGAUAACGAAGACGAAGAUGAAGAUGAUGGUAUAGUCUAUGAUGAUUUCAUAAACGGCAGUAUCAACUCAUCAACUAACCUUCCCAAUAGUAAUACGAAUAAUGGCAAUUCAAGUACCGAUUCCCAAAGUCAAUCCGUAAUUUUUGAUGAAGAUACUUUAAAUGAAAGAAAUGAUUUGUCAUUAAUGCCAAUGUCCUCAGUAAGUCAUUCGACAAUUGCUUCCAGUACUCCAUCCUCAACUACAAGUCAUCACAGAAAUACAAUAAUGCAUAACAAUGAUAGUUUCCCUUCUGUUUCUUCUACAACAAGAACAUUACCAAGCUCUCAGACGCAUUCACAUUCACGGAAACAUUCCAAUGUUCAUAAUUUCUUACAUCCAAAAAGAAACACAGUAGCUAAGAAUUGUUUAUCAUCAUCAUCCUUUCAUAUUGAUAAUUCCAUGACUUCUCAUAAUGUAGCUGUUAUAUUAUCCCUUCAUGAAAAAACUGAUAUUUCAACAAUAUCUGUAGAGUUAUCAUCUGAUACAAGAGUAUAUUGGCAUAAUGGCGUACCUCCAGAAAGAAAAAAUAAUGAAGAGUUAUACAAGUAUGGUUCAAUAAUUUGGAAUUUGAACAUACUAGAAGAUUUCAAUUUGUUUAUUCCAUUAAAUCCAAAUGGUGAUUCAUUUACUAAUGAUGGUAUCAUUGAAAAAAAUGUAAACGUUGAAACUAAAAAUAGGAAAAUAUUUAAAAAGUUUAGAUCUACAGCUAUCACUCAAAGUCACUUCCAAAAUAAAGAAAGUUUUUAUGACUCUUUACUUAACAAUUUGAAUUCUACUAUUGCAAAAAUCCAGGGGAAAUACAAUAGGCAAAAUGAAGACAAAAGAAACUUCCUGGAUCCCGGCGAUUAUUUAUUCAUAUUACCAACGAUAUUUACAGAAAAUCUACCAGAAUCAAUCUAUUUACCAUCCGGCAGGAUAACUUAUAUGAUUCGUAUAGCUACAAAACUAAAGAGUAAACAAGAUACCAAAUUAGAAACUCAAAAUACUAUAAAUAAAACUUCACUUGUAUCUACUCCAAUAGGAGCUAUCAGUCAAGAAAAUUUAACAUCAAAAGAUGAAGGAACAAACCACAACAAGUAUCAGACGAAUAACAAUGCUGAAUAUAAGCAAGAUGAAUUUUUGGAAAUCGAAACGAAAGCAAAGGAAAACUUGAAAACCAAUAAGUCUGAAAGUAAAGGAAGUUCAUUGUUCAAAAAAAUGAAAAGUCAUUUUAUGGGACUUUCUCUAAUGAAAGAUGAAGAAAUACAUGCUUUGGAAAACGAUCGUAUUGGACCAGAUAUAUCUGAUAAAGACUCUACUCCAAGUGUACAUGUAUUUAUUGAUAAGACCACAGGUGAGCAAAAUACUAUGGCUAAUAAUAAUAAUAAGAAUAAUACUAGUUCUGCCAAUAGUAACCAAUCAAUGAUUUUGACAGAAUAUCCAAUAAAUGUCAUUAGAGUGCCACCUUCUUUAUCUUCCACAACAACAAAUAAACCUGUUUAUAUUAAUAAGACAUGGGCAGACGCAUUAAAUUACGAAAUUUCAUUUGCUGAAAAAUUCGUUCCAUUAAAUGGGGAAGUGCCGAUUAGAUUAAGGUUAGUCCCCAUGAUGAAAAAUGUUUGCGUUAAAAGAAUCAAAAUUUCUAUUUCAGAAGAAAUUAGAUUCGUUUCAAAAGAUUUCAGUUUCGAUUUCAAUCAGAUUGAUCCCUUAACUGAUGACCCAUCGAGCUCAUAUUAUGAUGAGUUUAUCAAAAGAAAGAAUAAGAAAAGAUGUUUACCACUUUUGGAAAUUAAACCGAGAGAAAAUGGAUCGAGGGCCCUAAGAGAAGAAUGUGUUAAAAAUACAAUCAACGAUAAUUUACUAUCAUAUAGUACUACAAAGGAAAAAGUUGUAGGGUCAUCUGCUGAAAAAGUCGUAGGUAUUACUGAACCACUGACUAUCGAAAGUAAGCUAUCAUUUCCAAAAUUUUCAACCUUAGAUAAGGAAUCUGUUAAAUCAAUCCCACCUUAUGGCGUAGAGAGUUUUAUUAAUAUUCCAAACACCGAAAAAGUACACGUUAUUGGAGAGAAUAAUAAAUAUAGAACUCAAGGCGACUCUGCCGCAUCCAUAACAAGAAAUAAUGAAUAUGAUAGGAGAAAUUCUAACUCACGUAGGAGUAGUAUCGCUUCCUUCUUUUCUGGCUCUGCUCGUAGGAACUCAACGAGUUCAGUUAAAUCAUCUUCUACAACUAACAGUAGCAUAACUGGGAAUAGUAGUGCUAAUAAUUACAUGAAUUCUUCCACAAAACAAUUUGAUGAAAGGUUCCAUCAAACGACUUUUACAACAAGUGCUGGGGUACCCGUGCAAUACGUUACAAGGUUAAACAAAUCAAGGCGUGGGUUAUACUUAGAUAGUUUUCACUCGAAGAAUAUUAUUUGUAAACAUAAACUACAAAUUAUGGUAAGAGUAAGCAAACCAGAUCAUGAUUCAACUACCAAUCAAUUAAAACAUUUUGAAGUUUUAAUUGAUACUCCAAUAUAUUUGGUUUCUGAACUAUGUAGCAUUUCAAAUCAAGAAUUGCCGACUUAUGACAUGGCUGCUACUGAAUCAUCUAGGUCUUUACCACCAACUUUUGAAGAAGCUAUUUCUGUUCCUGCAUCACCUAUUGGCUCCCCACAAUCAAGUAUCUAUGCACCAUCCAUCGCAGAUGAGGCAUCUAUCCAAUAUCUGGCUUUAUCUAGAACGUUAUCUUCAUCUGCAUCCCUCUCCGGUCCUGCCCACGUCCUACCGAACGUUCCAAUAUCAACAUCACCUAUGACUUCCACAAAUUCAAUACACGUAGACCGGUCAGACGCCUCUACUUAUUCCAAUGAUAACAGUUCACAAUCAAGUAUUAUUCCAGAAAAUGGAGAAUGGUUCAACAAUUUAGAUGGGUUAUUGUCAACAUCACCUGUACUUCAUAAUACCCAAAGGAACUCUAUCACGGCUUCGGAGUCUUCACCACAUCACCAUCAAAAUAAUCCAUUUAUAGACCCAUCAUUGUUUAAAGCAGGUUAUAGCCCAACAUCAGUUAAAUUUGAAGAACCACCUUCAUAUGAGACUGCGGUGUCUGAUGGAGAAUGA
Naumovozyma dairenensis CBS 421 is the source of this 4338-nucleotide messenger RNA. It is a transcript of the gene CSR2, whose product is annotated as Csr2p. The transcript has a single exon. Lineage: Eukaryota; Fungi; Ascomycota; Saccharomycetes; Saccharomycetales; Saccharomycetaceae. The record is from RefSeq and is a predicted model, not a curated record. Bases 1 to 4338 code for a protein of 1445 amino acids.